UGGUCCAAGAUGGCUUUGGAUACCUCCACACUGGACAGUACCCAAGUUCAACUGCUUGCUGAAGAGUGCAUUCUUGUCGAUGAAUCUGACAAAGUUGUCGGCUCAGAUACAAAGAAAAACUGUCACUUAAACGUCCAUAUAGAAGCUGGAAAAUUGCACCGUGCUUUUAGUGUGUUUCUGUUCAACUCUGAGGGGAAGUUAUUACUGCAACAGCGAUCGAAAGCAAAAAUUACUUUCCCCGAAUGUUUCACAAACACUUGUUGCAGUCACCCACUCUACAGACCUGAAGAGCUUCAAGAAAAGGAUUUUAUUGGAGUGAGAAAUGCUGCACGACGGAAGUUGGAGCAGGAGCUGGGAAUUCCACAAGAGGAGAUUUCACUAGAUGAUCUCAAGUUUCUGACCAGAAUCCACUACAAGGCCUCCUCUGAUCCAGUGUGGGGUGAGCAUGAAAUAGACUACAUCCUCUUUGCUCAGAAAGACGUGACGAUUGUCCCCAACCCUAAUGAAGUCAUGAGCCACCAGUUUGUAGAUGCUCAGGAGUUGAAGGCACUGCUAGCACAAGGGGACAGAGGUGAGGUCAAGAUCACUCCAUGGUUCAAGCUCAUCUGUGAGAGUCUACUCUUCAAGUGGUGGGACGGACUUAAUUGUUUGGACUCUUUUGUGGAUGAGAAAACUAUUCAUAGAAUGAUCGAACCAUAGAAUUGUUUUAUUUAUGUAUUUUAUUUUAUUUAUUUUAUUUUGUGCAAACUUUAAGGGUG
Halichondria panicea is the source of this 758-nucleotide messenger RNA. Its product is annotated as isopentenyl-diphosphate Delta-isomerase 1-like. Bases 10 to 699 code for a protein of 229 amino acids. NCBI's taxonomy places the organism in Eukaryota, Metazoa, Porifera, Demospongiae, Suberitida, Halichondriidae. Gene Ontology annotation, molecular function: isopentenyl-diphosphate delta-isomerase activity. The transcript is spliced from 2 exons. The record is from RefSeq and is a predicted model, not a curated record. Gene Ontology annotation, biological process: isoprenoid biosynthetic process; isopentenyl diphosphate biosynthetic process. Gene Ontology annotation, cellular component: cytoplasm.